AUGGAACAACUGAAGAAAUUAGCCAGUCGAGGAGUAGAAUUGGAUGACGAGGCACUAGAACAGCUGGACUUGCUGGAGUUGGGUUCGAUACAUUACCCAGAUUUAGAGGACAUCACACAGUUAACAGAGGCCCAAACAGUUAACAGAGUGUUAACAGUGGAUUUUGCCAAGAACCUGACGGAACUUCUGUAUUAUCUAUCUCGGGCAAUCUUCAACUCAAUGGUGCACUACACCAUAACAGUUGACAAAGUUUUACGAGAAAUGUUGACCCAAGUGACAUCCAUUCGCGAUUUCUGUCUGAAAGUUGGAGAGGAGAAAGAGACAAAAGUCCAUGUCAAGGCACUUAACUGGCACAUACCGCAGACACGCAAUGCAAUAGGGGGUGACCUUAUGUCCACGCACGACCUGGGCCUGACAAAACUACCUUUCCUCAAGAUCAUCAGUAUAAAGCAAACCCCUUCAAUGGAAACCCCCUUCAGGUCCUUUGGAAGUGCUGCUAAACUUACCACCACAGGAUGGUACAGUGGAGAUGAAAGCGUAAAAAAAGUGAACUGCUGCACAGGUGCAAUGUGCGAAUUAAUUCAGCAGCAAUUGCACCCCCAAUCCAAGCCUCUGAGAGUUUGGAUUUACGGGUCAGAUGUCUGUGAAUCUGUAGUGGCACUCAUCCAGGAGAUAGAGCAGUCGGUAGCUAUAAUAGAUGAGAAAACAAUGAAGCAGGUGAUGGAAGAGUACAGUGACCGUGAGCGGAAGUUUUUAGCAGAAGAAAAGGACCCCAGCUACAGUCCAGAAGCCGAAGAACAAGAAGAGGAGGAUGAGGAUGAGGAUGUUGUGGUACCUUCGCCUGAAGCCGCCCCCACUGCUUCCAAAAAGAAAUCCCAAAAAUUCACCGGUAGAGAGAAGAAUGUAGUGGCACAAUAUCUUUCUGGCAGCCAGGAAGAUAUUGUGCCACCACCUACAGAAAAAGCCCAGAGUGUCUCCACAAGCAAGAGGAAGCCCACAUUAGCAGGGGAAGACGAGCCCAAAGAAAAAGGCAGAAAGAGAAGCCACCACACAAAAAGAAUGUGCCCCGUAUGCAAGAAGGAAGACGCCAAUUCCAAGAGGCAUCUUUUGACCCAUGCCAGAAAGGGUCACAAAGGCGGA
Molecule: messenger RNA, 1140 nt
Organism: Porites lobata
Lineage: Eukaryota; Metazoa; Cnidaria; Anthozoa; Scleractinia; Poritidae
Source: the annotation of a GenBank genome assembly